UCUAUUUAUUCUCUUCAUUAUUUAUUACCCUGCUUUUUACCUCACCUCUCUCUCAUUUUAUUUCCCCCCUUAUUUGAAUUGCUUCUUGUUGCUCAGCCUCAUCUGCGGUGAAAAUGGUGAUGCCUAAAGCGAAGAAUGAAUCGAAAUCAGCAGCUUCAGGGUCUGCUUAUGAGGAGCUACGUCGAAAAAGAAUGGAAGAGAAUAGAAAGAAACUGGAAGAGUUGAAGCUUCCUCGCCUCUCUUUGGCUCUUAAACCCUCUCCUAAACCCCCUAAGUCCUCUCCGAUGAAGAGGGUUAAGAAAACAGAAGUUGUAGAGGUGAGAAGAUCGGGCCGUUUUGUUAACAAGCCUGCCCCUGUGUACCGAGAAGUCGUUACUUAUGAACGUCCUGAUUUGCCGAGAAGGUACUUCAAAUAUUCGCGUAAGGAUUUGGCAAAUCGGGUUUAUGCAUCGGAUGAAGCUAGGGCAGCUGCAACAUACAAGGCGGAGGAAUUGGAAGUUAGUCUUGGCAAUGAUUAUCCUACUUUUGUUAAGCCUAUGCUCCAGUCUCAUACCACUGGUGGAUUUUGGCUGGGUCUUCCAAAUUCCUGGUGUAGGACUCACCUCCCCAAGAAUGAUGCUACCAUCACAUUGAUAGACGAGGAGGGGGAAGAGUGUUUAACUGUUUACUUAGCGCGCAAAGCAGGACUCAGUGGCGGAUGGAGAGGAUUUUCUAUCGAUCAUGGAUUGGUAGAUGGUGAUGCAUUAGUGUUUCAGUUGAUUCGACCUCUUACAUUUAAGGUGUACAUUAUAAGGGUGAAUGCUUAUGAAAAGGGUGACAAUAUGGAGGCCUUGGAUGCCGCAGACAUCUGAGAACUAGUAUUAGAGUAAUUCUCCAGGAUGAUAAGCUGUAGCUGGGCUGGAAGAAAUUAUCAGAAUAUUUGAACAUGAUAUUAUUAUUAUAUAAUUGUAUCUAAUUGACCUGAUAUUUUGUAAUCUUAUAAUGAGCCCUCUUGUUCAGGAAGCUUAUUUAAGAUUAAUCCUGGUUUAUUAUUAGUCUAGACAAUAUUAUGAAAGGCAAAGUUCUGCAGUAUAAGCUAUGCUUGUACUUUGCAUUACUUUAUUAUAAUUUGUCAAAAGAAUUAUAAUGAUAGAUUUGACAAUAUUUAACAUGUUAA
This is a messenger RNA of Daucus carota subsp. sativus, 1156 nucleotides long. Its product is annotated as B3 domain-containing protein Os06g0194400-like. NCBI's taxonomy places the organism in Eukaryota, Viridiplantae, Streptophyta, Magnoliopsida, Apiales, Apiaceae. The record is from RefSeq and is a predicted model, not a curated record. The coding region runs from base 114 to 851 and encodes 245 amino acids. Gene Ontology annotation, molecular function: DNA binding. The transcript is spliced from 7 exons.